Molecule: messenger RNA, 654 nt
Organism: Metarhizium album ARSEF 1941
Lineage: Eukaryota; Fungi; Ascomycota; Sordariomycetes; Hypocreales; Clavicipitaceae
Product: GTP-binding nuclear protein RAN/TC4
Exons: 5
Coding region: 1-654 (217 amino acids)
Biological process (GO): ribosomal subunit export from nucleus; protein import into nucleus
Cellular component (GO): cytoplasm; nucleus
Molecular function (GO): GTP binding; GTPase activity
Source: RefSeq, a predicted model, not a curated record
AUGUCUGGACAGCAGACUCCCCCCACUUUCAAGCUCGUGCUUGUCGGGGACGGUGGCACCGGAAAGACUACCUUCGUCAAGCGCCACUUGACUGGUGAAUUCGAGAAGAAGUACAUUGCUACCCUCGGUGUCGACGUUCACCCUCUUGGCUUCACUACGAACUUCGGUCCUAUCCAGUUCGAUGUCUGGGAUACCGCCGGCCAGGAAAAGUUCGGUGGUCUCCGCGACGGCUACUACAUCAACGGCCAGUGCGGCAUCAUCAUGUUCGACGUCACUUCCCGUAUUACCUACAAGAACGUUCCCAACUGGCACCGUGACCUUGUCCGCGUGUGCGAGAGCAUUCCCAUCGUCCUCUGCGGCAACAAGGUGGAUGUGAAGGAGCGCAAGGUCAAGGCCAAGACCAUUACCUUCCACCGCAAGAAGAACCUCCAGUACUACGAUAUCUCUGCCAAGUCCAACUACAACUUUGAGAAGCCGUUCCUUUGGUUGGCCCGCAAGCUGGUUGGCAACCCACAGCUGGAAUUCGUUGCCGCUCCCGCUCUGGCCCCCCCCACUGCCCAGGUCGACGAGGCCCUCAUGGAGGAAUACCGCAAGGAGAUGGAGACUGCCGCCGCUCAACCCCUGCCUGGCGAGCUUUCCGACGACGACUUGUAA